UUUGAAGUAACGCGAGGUUUGUUUUUUCGUCCACAUCCUGCCAUUUACUUGCGCUUGCGCAGUCCUGCGAGUCUGACCUUCAUCCAAGUAAUCAUGUUUGCUAGGACUAGCGCGUUGGUUUUCCUCCCACAAUGUGGGCAGGUCAGGAACAUGGCUACCUUGAAGGACAUCACCAUCCGUUUGAAGUCCAUCAAGAACAUCCAAAAGAUCACCAAGUCCAUGAAGAUGGUGGCCGCUGCUAAGUAUGCCCGCGCUGAGAGGCAGCUGAAGCCCGCCCGCGUCUAUGGAAACGGCGCCGUGGCCCUGUACGAGAAGGCUGAGAUCAAGGCCCCAGAGGGAGUGGCCAACAAGCACCUCCUGAUCGGUGUGUCGUCUGACCGUGGUCUCUGUGGCGCCGUCCAUUCCAACGUGGCCAAGGCCAUCAAGGCUAAGAUUGCUACCCUCACCGGCGAGGGCAAGGAGGUGAUGGUAGUUAAUGUGGGGGACAAGCUGAGGAACAUCCUGCAGAGGACACAUGGCAAUUACCUGCUGCUCAGCUGCAAGGAGGUGGGCCGCAAGCCCCCCACCUUUACCGACGCUUCCAUCGUCGCCACAGAGCUGCUCAACAUGGGCUACGAGUUUGACCAGGGUGCUGUCAUCUACAACAGAUUCAGGUCUGUGAUCUCCUACAAGACUGACGAGAAGCCCAUCUUCUCCAUUGAUACUGUUGCUAAUUCAGAGAACAUGGGCAUCUAUGAUGACAUUGAUGCUGACGUGCUGAGGAACUACCAGGAGUUUGCCCUGGUCAACAUCAUCUACUUUGGCCUGAAGGAGUCCACAACCAGCGAGCAGAGUGCCAGGAUGACCGCUAUGGACAGCGCCAGCAAGAACGCCUCUGAGAUGAUUGACAAGCUGACCCUCACCUUCAACCGUACUAGGCAGGCUGUCAUCACCAAGGAGCUCAUUGAGAUCAUCUCUGGAGCUGCUGCCCUAUAAAUGGACGAGGUCCUCCUGCCAUCAUCGCCUGUGGUUCUGGCAUACAUGCUUCUGAGUACUUCAAACGGCCGUCGUCAAGAGUUUUAUGAACAUUUGUGCUUCUAUUUGUAAAAUAUACGGUAAAAAAAAUAAACCUCUUACAGAGAAAUGUGUUCCUUUCAUAGGUCCUCCUAGUUCUACUCACAAUAAAUCCUACUUGUGACCAUGAAAAAGAGUGAUGUUUGAGCAUAAAGAUAGGCUUCAAUUUACAUUGCUAUUGUGUUUUCCUUCUGUCUGAAAAAUGCAAAUGCACUUCCAAAUAUAGGCUGUCUAUGGAAUGUAUCACUCCAAAAGGUUAUCAUUGCACUCAAUUCCUUUGAAAUAAAAGUCAUGGUAUUUGGCACAACUCUUAGUAUUCUACACUAAUAAAAUAUAUAAAUGCAACAAUUGCAAAGAGUUUACAAAGUUACAAUUCAUAUAGUCAAUUGAAAUAAAUUCAUUAGGCCCUAAUCUAUUUGUUUCACAUGACUGGGAAUACAGAUAUGCAUCUGUUGAUCACAGACCCUUAAAUAAAUAAAAGGUAUCAGGAAACCAGUCGGUAUCUGAUGUGACCACCAUUUGCCUCGUGGCGAGACAUCUCCUUCGCAUAGAUUUGAUCAUUCUUUUGAUUGUCUCUUGUGGAAUGUUGUCCCAAUGCCUCUGCGAAGUUGCUGGAUACUGGCAGGAACUGGAUCACGCUGUCGAUCCCAAACUUGCUCAAUGGGUGACAUCUUGAGUAUGCAGGCCAUGGAAGAACUGGAAAAUGUUCCGCUUCCUGGAAUUGUGUACAGGUCCCUGUGAAAUGGUGCUGAGCAUUAGCAUGCUGAGACAUGUGGUGAUGGUGGUGUAUGAAUGGCACAACAAUGGGUCUCAGGAUCUCAAGGUAUCUGCGCAUUCAAAUUGCCCUCGAUAAAAUGCUAUUUUCUUUGUUGCCUGUAGCUUAUGCCUGCCCAUACCAUAACCCACCGCCACCAUGAGGCAAUCUGUUCACAACGUUGAGAUCAGCAAACCGCUCUCCCACAUGACACCAUACACGCUAUCUGCCAUCUCCCUGGUACAGUUGAAACUGGGCUUCAUCUGUGAAAAGCACACCGCUCCAGCAUUCCAGUGGCCAUCAAAGGUGAGCAUUUGCCCACUAAAGCCGGUUUCAACACUGAACUGCAGUCCGGUCAAUACCCGGUUGAGGACGACGAGCACCCAGAUGAGCUUCCCUAGUUUGUGCAAAAAUGAUUCUGUUGUGCAAAUCCACAGUAUCAUCGGCUGUCCGGGUGGCUGGUCUCAGAUGAUACUGGAUGUGGAGGUCCUUGGCUGGUGUGGUCUGCGAUUGUGAAGCCGGUUGGACAUACUGCCAAAUUCUCAACAACAUUGGAGGUGGCUUAUGGUAUAGAAAUUGUCAUUAAAUUAUCUGGCAACAGCUCUGGUCGACAUCCCUGAAGUCAGCAUACCAAUUGCACACUCCCUCAAAACUUGAGACAUCUGCGGAAUUGGGUUGGCUGAUAAAACUGCACAUUUUAGAGUGGCCAUCUGUCCCCAGCACACGGUGCACCUGUGUAAGGAUCAUGCUGUUUUAUCAGCUUGAUAUGCCACACCUGUCAGGUGGGGAAUGCUCACUAACAGGGAUUUGUGCACAACAUUUGAAAGAUAUGUUUUUUUGUUUGUAUGGAAACGUUCUGGGUUCUUUUAUUUCAGCUCAUGAAACAUGGGACCUCUUUACAUGUUGCGUUUAUAUAUUUUCUCAGUAUAGAUCUGUAUUUUUCAACAUGUAGAUAUUCUAUGUAACAAAGAAACAAUGAAUGAACUGGUUAUUCAACGAGUUUGUGUGAUAUCUACUGUAUAGCCACAGCCCAUCUACAUGUAUCAAUAUUGUUCUCCCACUGUCCAGUGAGAAAGUAACUGUGUUGUCAAAUACAGUCAAUGGUAAUCUUUAUGUUGCUCAUUUUGUUGCAGAACUUGAUUCUACGACUGAAAUGGGAUGAAAGGUUAAGUACCCUUUUCAUUGAUGGUAUCCGGGGCUGCAAUGUUUCGUCCGUUCAUUUAUGAACAGUGCAGUCAUACACUGCAGCCCCUACAGCAUGUAGCCACUAUGUAACCAAUGAGUUAUUAAAGAUGUAUAAACCAUCUAUACUUGUUAACCUAUUGCUAUAAGACCUGUAUAAAGGGUUCUCAUUAUUCCUGUUAUUUUUGUUGUUGCUGUAGUAGGCCUUGUAAGCGGUGUUAGUUUAGUGAUAUCAGAUGACUCCUGCUUAGCAGCAGAGUCUCAGCCCAGAGUCUUAGAAAAAUAAAGCCUGAUGCGA
Molecule: messenger RNA, 3287 nt
Organism: Oncorhynchus keta (chum salmon)
Lineage: Eukaryota; Metazoa; Chordata; Actinopteri; Salmoniformes; Salmonidae
Gene: atp5f1c
Product: ATP synthase F1 subunit gamma
Exons: 9
Coding region: 94-975 (293 amino acids)
Biological process (GO): proton motive force-driven ATP synthesis
Molecular function (GO): proton-transporting ATP synthase activity, rotational mechanism
Source: RefSeq, a predicted model, not a curated record